Molecule: messenger RNA, 782 nt
Organism: Mizuhopecten yessoensis (Yesso scallop)
Lineage: Eukaryota; Metazoa; Mollusca; Bivalvia; Pectinida; Pectinidae
Exons: 3
Coding region: 112-417 (101 amino acids)
Source: RefSeq, a predicted model, not a curated record
ACCACAGCAACAACUACAACUCCAAUAACAAUCUCAACAACCACAACUCAAACUUUAAAUGUAUCAGGUGUCAAUACGACUACACCAAACCCUUCUAAUGAUACUGUUUACAUGACUACCUCGCUUGCCAAUGCCACUGACAACAGUUUGUCGACAGUGAUGACCACGUCAACGCCAGUUGUGACGUCAGGGUGCCCUGUGUUUGAUAUCAACUGUCCUCCCGGUUGCGGUACCUAUGACGCCAAUUUCUGUCCUGUAUGCGAUUUACAAAUCUGUCCAACACAAGCACCACGCCCUGUUACUAAACCUCACACGACUGAGACGCCGUGUGUUUCGAUCUUCUGCAUACUUCCGUGUGGAAACCCUCCAAAGUACAGGAAAGAUGCCAACGGCUGCGAGCGCUGUGAAUGCGCCUGAUGAUGAAAUGAAUGACAGUGUCGAUAUCUAAAUAAAUGAAUGUAUGGUGUCAGACGUGCUCUGUACUGACAUGUUUUGGUGUAUGACGUGCUCUGUACUUACAUAUGUGUUGGUGUCAGACGUGCUCUGUACUGACAUAUGUUUUGGUGUAUGACGUGCUCUGUACUUACAUAUGUGUUGGUGUCAGACGUGCUCUUUACUGACAUAUGUGUAUGGUGUCAGACGUGCUCUGUACUGACAUAUGUGUAUGGUGUCAGACGUGGUCUGUACUGACAUAUGUGUUGGUGUCAGACGUCAGACGUGCUCUGUACUGACAUAUGUUUUGGUGUCAGACGUGCUCUGUACUUACAUAUGUGUUGGUGUAU